UAUCAUUUUCAGUGUCUCCCUUCAAAGCCUUCGAUACUAAGCUCCCUGCCUCCCUCUCUUCCUUAACACAAGCACACAGCGCGAUUUGUAUUUCCAUUUCCAUUUUCGUUAUCUCUCUGAAGCCAAACAGAUCCAAAACUGUUACUUGUUCUAUCUUUCUCCGUAAUGCCAGUUAAGAUCGCCUGACUCGGUCUCCGACCACAGUUGACUCGCGCACUGAACCACAGAGCCCAAAGCUUCUAAUUCUAAUGGGAGGAGUGCCUUCGACACCGCGGUGGAGCACCGCACGGCCACAGGACACAGCUGAGUACUUAAUUGGCUCAUUUGUUGGUGAAAAAUCCUUCCCUCUCGGCUCCGAUUUCUGGCAGAAACUCUUGGAACUCCCUCUCAAUCUUCGCUGGCCCACUGACCGUGUCCAGGAAGCCUGCCAGCUCUUCGCACAAAACAAUCAUUUCACUAGACAUCUUGCAAAGAUUUUGAUUCACCUAGCCCAAUGUUUGCAAGAGUGCAUUUCAUCUUCUGGUGCACCAUCCCCAGUUUAUAUGAAGGCAGUUAAUGCGGUAUACAUUUCAUCCGUUUUCUUGAAGUACUCAAUUGAAAAUACCCAAAGCAACAACAUCGAAGACUUGUAUUUGUCAUUGGAUGAAAGUGAACCGGUACCAAAGGAUUUCAUAAGAGACCAAAACAUUGAAAAUCUUGUCAUGCAUAGUGUGCUUCGCUUUAUUGGCUCUGUAGAUGUAAGUUCAAACACAUACCUCCUACAUCAGGAAUUGCUCAACUUCAUGCUUGUUGCGAUGUCAACCCAACUUCUGUAUGGUCCAUCUCCAGGACCUUCAGAUAUGAAUCCUUUUAUUGAUGCAGCGAUGGCCCAGGAAAGUUCUUUGGUCAGUUUGGUUGUUCGCAGGCUGCUACUCAAUUAUGUAAUGCGACCUCGCUUCCCAUUCAGCAGUGCAUCUUAUCCUGUAUUUACUGAAGGGAAUCAGCCUGGGGUUUUGCAAAGAGUUGGUUCUGCUGCUGCUACUUUUGUCUUACUGCCAUUCAAUUAUUUGGUCAAUUCAAAUGGUGAAGGCGUAAGAAAUCCAUUGGCAGACUGCAGUAUUCAUGUCUUGCUCAUACUUAACUAUUAUCAUAAAUGUGACGUGGCUGAUGAGCCCGUAACUGACAUAAGUGAUGACAGUGCUGCUUCAGAAUCUCUUCCCAAAGUAAAUACGUAUUUCUCUGACAAUCCUUAUUGCAAAGCAUUAGAAAAUGCAAGGGAUGUUGAACUUGAUCGUGUAGAUAUUGAGGGGAAUGCACACAAUGGAUCACUCGUGAGAUUACCUUUUGCAUCUCUAUUUGAUACUCUUGGCAUGUGCUUGGCUGAUGAAACUGCAGUUCUAUUGCUUUACACAUUGGUCAAUGGGAACUCUGACUUCUUGGAGUAUGUUUUAGUGCGAACCGAUUUGGAUAUAUUGCUGAUGCCCAUUCUGGAAACACUAUACAAUGCUUCAAAGAGGACACCAAAUCAUAUAUACAUCUUGUUGAUUAUACUUCUUAUACUGAGUCAAGAUUCUUCUUUUAAUGCAAGCAUUCACAAGAUGAUACUGCCUAGUGUUCCAUGGUAUCAAGAGCACCGUCUUCAUCAGACAUCUCUUGGUUCCUUGAUGGUCAUAAUUCUUAUAAGGACAGUGAAAUAUAACCUAUCAAAGCUGAGGGAUCUUUAUCUCCAUACAACUUGUUUAGCAACUUUGGCAAACAUGGCUCCUCAUGUCCAUCGUUUGAGUGCAUAUGCAUCACAGAGAAUCGUUAGCCUCUUCUACAUGCUUUCUCGCAAGUACAACAAACUUGCAGAGAGGAUAGAUGAUAAAAUAGGAAAGAGUGGCUCAGUUGAACAAGGCAGUCUUGCUGAAGAUUUGUCUGCUGAGUUGCAUAUUUACACAGACUUCCUGAGAAUUGUCCUCGAAAUUUUUAAUGCAAUUUUGACUUAUGCCCUUCCACGCAAUCCUGAGGUUGUAUAUGCUAUAAUGCACAGACAGGAGGUUUUUCAGCCAUUUAAGAAUCACCCACGCUUCAAUGAACUGAUUGAAAAUAUUUACAUGGUUUUAGAUUUUUUCAACAGUCGAAUAGAUGCACAAACAAAAGAAGGCGAAUGGUCGGUAGAGAAAGUCCUCCAACUUGUAAUUAGCAAUUGUCGAUCGUGGCGAGCUGAAGGAUUGAAGAUGUUUACUCAAUUACAUUUCUCAUACGAGCAAGAGAGUCACCCCGAGGAGUUUUUCACUCCAUAUAUUUGGCGUCUGGCUUUGACCCACUGCGGACUCAGCUUUAAUCCUGGUGCCAUAAAUUUGUUUCCGAUUGAUCUGUCAAUAGAAAAACUAAAUGAUUUUGGAGGAGAUCCUGAUAAGCAUCAAAAUGGGGAAUUGGAUCAGCAAGUGCGGAUUGAGGUGUAGCGGGCGGUACAAUGUACUCCACCUUAGUGUCCAUAUCAUACUUGACCGUUUUGUAAAUACGUGUAGUAGAGGUGUAUUCAUCUCAUUCUUUCCUGUUUAUAUGCUUGGAACAUUGUAGAGGACUCUCCCAUAUACAAAAAUUAUUGACAACACAAUGUAAUGAAUAAGAGACGAUGUCUUUCCACUUUUCA
Molecule: messenger RNA, 2617 nt
Organism: Jatropha curcas
Lineage: Eukaryota; Viridiplantae; Streptophyta; Magnoliopsida; Malpighiales; Euphorbiaceae
Product: dyggve-melchior-clausen syndrome protein
Biological process (GO): Golgi organization
Cellular component (GO): Golgi apparatus
Source: RefSeq, a predicted model, not a curated record